AUGUCUCUAGCACCUGUGUUCGCAUCCGCCACCUGUGGAAAAAAGCAUCGAGUUGUCAAGGCCAUAGGGCGGCUCUUUAGCCAGGGCUUUCCGGAAAUGGCUCUGGAACGGCUACGACAGAGACAUGUCGGUGUUUGUGGCAGUUUCUCAAGGAGCUUCGAGAGGUCCCGGCAGGAUUACGGAGCCCACAAUCUUGCUGUGGGACCCUUCCAAGGCGAGUUUUGUUUGACGUUCACAUCAACCCCGGUCUCCGAGAAUGCGUAUGAUUGUCCGCAUCGGAAAACACGCAUGUUGUGGACGCCCUCCGUCAUGACAGGGUCUUCUUCGGUCGCCAGAAGUCUCUCAGGUCGUCACGUUUGCCUACGACGAGGACGUAUUUAA
Messenger RNA from Symbiodinium necroappetens, 381 nucleotides. Lineage: Eukaryota; Dinophyceae; Suessiales; Symbiodiniaceae. The record is from the annotation of a GenBank genome assembly.